AUGGACGAGAUAGACUGGCUUAGGGAAAAAAUUCCAGAAUGGGUCCAAACUUAUGAGAAGUUUUAUUACCAAUAUGACCCAGCUCGACUCUCUACCUACACCCUCACCAUUCAUGCUCUUCUCCCUAUUCCUGACGCCAUUCUGUCUGCUGGGCCGCAGUGGUGCUAUUCGGCAUAUCCCAUGGAGCGAUAUUGUGGGCGUCUCCAGCCCAGAAUCCGGAGUCGGACAUUUCCAUGGGCCUCCUUAGAUCGAUAUGUCUUGGAGCUCGCACAACUCUCACAGAUUGGAAAGCAUCAACCUAUCUUGAGCAACCUAUGA
Mycena indigotica is the source of this 318-nucleotide messenger RNA. RefSeq lists its product as uncharacterized. The transcript is spliced from 2 exons. Lineage: Eukaryota; Fungi; Basidiomycota; Agaricomycetes; Agaricales; Mycenaceae. Bases 1 to 318 code for a protein of 105 amino acids. The record is from RefSeq and is a predicted model, not a curated record.